Closterium sp. Naga37s-1 is the source of this 9406-nucleotide messenger RNA. Lineage: Eukaryota; Viridiplantae; Streptophyta; Zygnematophyceae; Desmidiales; Closteriaceae. The record is from the annotation of a GenBank genome assembly.
AUGGCAGGCGAGGCGAUGCAGACCUUUCACGUGGGUGCGCACGUGUGGGUGCCUGACCCCGAGGUCGCGUGGGAGGAGGGGUGCGUGGUAGAGGACCUGGGGGAAGGCAAACUGGCCGUGAAGAUCGAUAACCCCGCCAAGCCGGACCUCUGGGAGGUGCACGCGUCGCUGUGCUGCAUGCGCGAGCCAGAGGGCCCAUUGCUGGACGACAUGGUUCGUCUCACCUGCCUGCACGAGCCUGGUGUGCUCUCCAACCUCUGCCGCCGCUACCGCGCCAACCUCAUCUACACCUACACGGGGUCCAUCCUGAUAGCGCUGAACCCCUUUGUGCGCAUACCCGGGCUGUACGACGCGGCAAUGAUGCGCCAGUACCACGGCGUGCCCCUCGGCCUGCUCUCGCCCCACGUCUUCGCCACGGCAAAGAACGCCUUCCGGGCCAUGAGGGAGGGGGGUCGCAGCCAGGCGAUUCUGAUAAGUGGGGAGAGUGGAGCCGGCAAGACAGAGACCACGAAGCUCAUCAUAGAGUACCUCGCCCGCGCUGCUGCUCACAGCGACCCUGCCUCUCUGCCCUCCCCCACCACCGUCCUCCCCUCUGCCUCCUCCUCCCUCCCCGCCCUGCACAUCCACCCGCCUGGUUCGCCCUCUGCCCCUCCGAGCAUAGAGUCCCUUGUUCUUCAGGCGAAUCCACUUCUGGAGGCCUUUGGAAACGCCAAGACUCUCAGGAACGACAACUCAAGCCGCUUUGGCAAGUUCAUCGAGCUGCAGUUUGGGCGCAGGGGUGGGCUGACGGGGGCAGCGGUGCGCACAUACCUGCUGGAGAGGUCGCGUGUGGUACACAUAGCUGACUGCGAGCGCAACUACCACAUCUUCUACCAGAUGUGCCAGGGGCUCUCCAAUGAGGAAGCAGCAGCGCUACAGCUGCCUCCAGACCCCAACACGCGAGCACACCACUUCCACUACCUCAACCAGAGCUCCUGCUUCCACCUACCCGGCUGUGCCUCCGAUGCCGACGAGUUUGCUGCCACCAUGGCCGCCAUGCGUGCUGUUGGCAUCACCGCUCAGCAGCAGGACUCAAUUCUGAAAAUCCUGGCGGCCAUCCUCCAUAUAGGCAACUUCACGUUUGAGCAGAGGGACUCGGACCUGGUGUUGGAAGUGCCCCAUGCAGAGGCACACCUCAGUGCCACUGCCGACCUGCUCAGAGUGGACAAGGAGGCGAUGCGAGAGUGCAUCACAGUGGUGACCAGGCGGGUGGGCCCGGAGGUAAUUCGCAGCCCAGCGGACGACCGCACUGCCUGCUUGCGCCGCGACGCCCUCGCCAAGGCGCUCUACUCACGCGUCUUUGACUGGCUGGUGGAGCGAAUCAACGAGUCGAUCCAGCAGACAAGCGGGGUGGAGGAGGGCCGGUGCAUAGGCGUGCUGGACAUCUACGGCUUCGAGCACUUUGAGAUCAACAGCUUUGAGCAGCUGUGCAUCAACCUGGCCAAUGAGAAGCUGCAGCAACACUUCAACCAGCAUGUGUUGAGGGAGGAGCAGCAGGUGUACGAGCGCGAGGGCAUCAAGUGGGACUUCAUUGACUUUGACGACAACAGCGACGUGCUCGACGCCAUAGAAGGGGACAAGGGCAUCAUCUCCAUGCUUGACUCUGCCUGGUACGCCAUGCCCACGCCACCACACUCCCUCUCUCCCACCACUCCCCCACCAUGCAUGCUCUAUCCCAACGGCUCUCUGGGUUUCGGUGUCUUCAAGCUGGCGCACAUGACGCCGGCCAGCCUGGCUCAGACGCUGCGGCAGUCGCUGGAGGGCAGCAAGCGCUUCACCAUGCCGCGUGGCUCUGCUGCCACCGACUUCACCCUCUCGCACUACGCAGGCAAGGCAAGGCAAGGCAUGGCAUGUUCACAGCUGCGUCCCCUCCUUUCUCCCCCUCCUCCCUCCAUCAUUCCACAGGUGCGCUACUCGCUGCUUGAGUUCAUGGCCAAGAACACAGACGUGACCAUCCCAGAGCAGCAGCAACUGCUGGAGCAAUCCUCAGAUGACCUUCUCGCCGCCCUCUUCUCCCCACCUCCCACCACCCCCUCCUCCCCCUUUCCACCCACCCCGGGUAGCCCCCUCCCCACCACCCCUGGCAAACCCCCUUUCCCUGGCGCAUACUCCUACAUAAACGCCGCCGCUGCUGCCACGGAUGCUGCUGGUGACGCUGCUAACGCCCCUCCCAGCCCAGCGACUUCCCUUUCAAGCCCCUUUGGCCAGCGCCUAAACAGCUUCAGAAGCCCCUCUGCCAGUGCGGAUGCGGGCGGCCCGGGCGGCGGGCCGGGCGGCGUGGGGCGGCGGUUGCUUGGAGGGCCUCAGAGCCCCCUGGGGGAUGGACAGAGCCCGAGAGGAGGAGGCGGGGGAGGGGGGGUGAGGGGAAGUGCGGGAGGGAGAGGAGGAGGGUCGCGCAUGACGUCUCUGGGCAGGCAAUUCAAGCUCCAGCUAGCGCAGCUGAUGAAGACACUGUCCGCCAUGCAACCGCACUACGUGCGCUGCAUCAAGCCAAACGCCGUUAGCCACCCGGCUGUCUUCGACUGGCUCUCCGUGGCUAAUCAGCUGCGCUCCGGGGGGGUGGUGGAGGCCAUUAGAGUGUGCUCCGCCGGCUUCCCAUCGCGCCGCCCCUUUGGUGACUUCAUUGAACGCUUUGCUCUGCUGCUGCCCUCCGACUCCCCUGCUGCUCUCAAGCUCGCAACGGCAUCGGAGCCUGACAUUGUGAAGCUCAUUCUCACUAAUGCCAAUCUGACAGGCUGGCAGGUGAGUGUGACAGGCUGGCAGGUUGGGGUGCACCAUGGUGUUCCUGCGGCGGGGCGCACCAUGGUGUUUCUGCGCGCGGGGCAGCUGCAGGCGCUGGAGGCGUGUCGGUCGCAGCGGGUGGAUGCAGCAGCAGCGGCCAUUCAGAGGGCUGUUCGGCGCUACCUGCUAUGUCAGGUGGAGGUUGGUGCCAGCGCAGAGGGAGGAGAGGGUGGCGGGGCGCAUUCAAUGUUGCUGGCGCUAACCCCUCCCUCAAUGCGCGUUCUUCUUACCCCCUCAACCCCCACCCACUCCCCUCCCCCAGGCUACCUCACCCGGCGGUUGGUGCGAGUGCAGAGGGAGCGGAGGGCAGCGGUGCGCAUGCAGAGCUGGUGGCGCGGACGGGUGGUGCGCUGUGGCUUCCUGGAGCUGCUGCCUGCCUCCCUCCUCAUGCCCUACACCUUUGUCUCCCCCUCCUCUCCCACAGGCUACCUCACCCGGAGGAUAAUGAGGGUGCACGGAGAGAGGAGGGCAGCGGUGCGCAUACAGAGCUGGUGGCGAGGGCUGGUGGUGCGCUGUGGAUUCCUGGAGCUGCGCCGUGUGGCCAUCCUGCUGCAGCGCCGGCGCCGGGGGCAGAUGGCAAGAUACGCUGAGGAGUGGCAGGAGCAGCACUGGGCUGCUAUUACCAUUCAGGUGGGUCGGUUCACUGGCCUGUCAGUGCAUGCGAGUCUGUGGCUUCCUGGAGCUGCGCCGUGUGGCCAUCCUGCUACAGUGCCGGCGCAGAGGGCAGAUGGCUCAAUAUGCGGAAGAAUGGCGGCUGCAGCACUGGGCAGCUAUCACCAUUCAGGUUGGUCGGUUCACUGCAAUGUAUUCAAGUCUAUUGAGUCGACUCAUAAGGCGCAUCUGUUGCAGCGGCGUCCCAGGUGGACAAUGGCUCGAUACGCGGAGGUGGCUUCAGUUCAGCAGUGGGCUGCUCUCACCAUUCAGGCCCACUGGAGGGGGUACAGCAGUCGCCGCCCCUGGCAGAUGCUGCAGCAGCACCUGAGGAUGAAGGUCGCCAGGAUGAGGCUUAACCGCCUCAAACAGGCAGCGCAGCAGCAGGCGGAGUUGGCUCCGCCGCGCAAGAAGAUGGAUAUGGCUGUUGAUGCCAUCCGCCUGGCCGUGCUGCGAGACAUGCGGGACAAGGCAGAGCGGGCAAGGGCAGCAGCGGAGGAGUUAGUAUCAACCCUUCAGAAAGAGCUAGAGGCUCGGUCCCGCCACGCCCACGCCCUCGACCGGGACCUCCGAGCCACCCGCUGCGACCUGGAGAUCCGAACCUCCGAAGCCGAGGCUCGGAUUGCCGAGCUUGAGGCGGAGGCUCGGGAGGCAGACCGGCAGCGGCGGGAGUGGGAGGCUCGGGCGAGCGAGCAGGAGAUGGUUGAGAAGGAAGUGAGGGAGCGGAGGAGAGAGGUGGAGCAGUGGAGGAGGGAAGCCGAGGGAAAGGAUGCAGAGAUUAGGAGACUGAAGGAGGAGUUGGAGGUAGUGAGGGGGAGGUUGAGAGAGGCUGAAGGGCAGGUGGUGGGGUUGAAACAGGAGGUCAUGGUGGUUGAAGGGCGAGUGGAGUUGAUUAGGGAUGAGGUCGAAGGGGCUGAGAGGAGGGCGGAAGAGGAGCGAGCGCGGGCAGAGGCAGCAGAGGGGAGGGCGGAGGCAGCAGAGAGGAGGGCAGAAGAGCUGAUGAGGCAAGUGCAGCAGAUGAAGGCUGAGCUAGAUGAAUCCGUCGCUGCUCUUGCUGCUGCCGCUGCCUCUGCCGCUGCUGCUGGUGGUGGUGCUGGUCACGGCUCUGCUGGUGGUUCUGCUGCUGUUGGCAGCCCUGCUGGACCUGGGUUGAUCCCAGGGCAGAUGAUGAUCGAGUGGCACGGUGGGGACCCCAGCAGGGCAGAGCCGACGGGGCGGGAUCGGGAGAGGGAGAGGGAGAGGGAGAGGGGGGUGGUGUCAGGCCUGACAGCACCCUCAGUGGUGUCAGGCGUGGAGGAGACGUCUUCCUCAGUGGUGCUCAUGCGAGGCGAGGAGGGCGACACUCUCACCGACAUGAUCAGCGAGCGAACCCCCGACGGUGCAACCCCCGACGAUGAUGACGGAUACACCUACACCUACCUCGUCUCCCCUCCUCCCCCACCUCCGCCUCCGCCCCUUCCACCGCAUACCACUGCAGCAGCAGACAACCCUACCCCUGGAGGCCUCUCCCCGUCGCUCCCGGAUUUCCCCACACCGCCUCCCGCCUACCGCAGCCCGGCAGUGGGGAUGAUCGUGCCGCCGCGCUGCCACUCCGACCGCCUGCGCUCCUCCCCCUCCACCUCCAGCGUGGGCUCUCUGGACGAGGACUGGAGCCUUAGGGAGGGCAUGCUGGGAGGCGCCAGGUCGUCAGUGGCAAUGCGCCUGGCAGCGGGGGGGAUGGGGGGACAGCCAGGGGGGUUUCGGGGCGGGCCUGGGGGAGGUGUGACCUGGGGCGGGUUUUACGGCCGGGCGGGGAGCGCUGGAACCCCUUCAGUGGUGAGCUUCGGGGGAGGGAGCGGGGGAGGUGGGGGAGGAUCCGGAGCAGGAGGCAGUGGUUCGGCACCGAGCCUGCACCAGAUGAUAGCCUUGGCAGAGAAGGAUCGGGACAUGGCGGCGCGGCUGGGAGCAGAGGCGGACUGGCUGAGAGGGGCGUACAAGGAGACAAGGCAGGAGGCGAGUGUGGCGCGGGCGAGGGCAAGGCAGGCAGAGGCGCGGAUGGAGGAGGUAGGUGGGUUGGUAACGGGCAGAUGGACUGGUGGGUUCACUAGCUGCAAUGGCAGCAGCUGGGCAGGUGGGCUGCUCAGCGGCAGCUUGACAGGUGCGCUGGCGGAGGAGCUGCAACAGCAGGUGCACUCUCUGCAACGCCACCUCAACAGCCUGCAGACGGGCAAGAGGGAGCACAUGGAAGGGGCAGGGGUAGCAGGAGUGAGAGGGGUGCAGGAGAAGGGGCGAGGCAGGGAGAGGGAGAGGAGUGGGCGGCCGGGCAUUCUCACUCGCCGCCUGCUGCAGCAGCAGCAGCAGUAUGGGGGUGGGGGUGGGGGUGUUGGCAAUGGCAUGGUGCCCUCAUCUCCUGUGUCGCCCACGUCAGGAGCCUUCGCUGCCUCUGCUCCCUCCUACUCCUCGCAGGUGCAGUACCUGCUGCGGUAUGUGGUGCGCCCACUGGGCUUCACGCCCUCAGGCCACUCAGUGCCCGCCUGCUUCCUCUUCACCAUCCUCCGCUUCUGGCCGCACCUCUCCUUCCAUACCAACCUUCUCUCUACUACCAUCACUGCCACCACGCCCAACUCAGCAACAGUAGCAGCAGCGGCGGGUGUUGGCGCUACAACCAUCCCUCCCUUCCUCUCCCCCUCCACCCCCUUCUCCCCCUACUCCCCCUACUCCUCCGCCUCCUCCCUCCCCUUCUCCUCCCUCUCCCCGUUCUCCUCCCUCUCCCUCUCCGCAUCCCCCAUCCCGCCACACGACGAGGUGCUAUCAGCCAUCCGCAUGGCCCUGCAGCGCUCAGCAGGGAGCCUAGAGCGCCUGGCGUAUUGGAUCUCCACGCUCGUUGCCCUGCACGCCCUGCUGCUGGGGGGGCUUAAGCCCGCCCGCUGGCAAGCCAUGGCUGCUGCAGCAGCAGCAGCGGCGGGGGGAGGGGGUGGGGAAGGAGCCGCAAUGCCCGCCUCUGCCUACGCUGUUCCGCGCGCUGGCACCACCAGCCUGGCAUGUGCUCCCACGGGGCAGGACGCUGAUUCUGCUGCACCUGCACCCACUGGCUUGUUCGCCCUACCAGCUGAAACCAUGCUGUUAGCGCACAAGGUGGAUGCGUGUGUGCAGCACGCGGUGGGGCUCUUCACGCACCACUGCACCUCGCAAGUCGCUGCCCUCCUGCAACCACCUCCACAGCAGCCGCAAUCACAUGGAAAUGACGGGACGGCGGCAGAAGCAGCAUCUGGAAGGCGUGGGAGCACAGGAGGCGCACUGCCCAAGUUCCCGAGCGUGGCUCUGAAGGAGCACGUGAGCAGCACGUGGAGCAGCGUGGUGGGUGUGCUGCGGAGGGCAGCGCUGGUGCUGCUGGAGAGCCAGGUGCCUCCGCCCGUCAUACAGAGCGUGCUGAAGCACCUCCUCGCCUUCAUCAAUGUCCGCGUCUUCAACAGGUAUAGUCGUGUUCAAGAGGUAGAGCUGUCUCCAACAGGUAGAGCGGGAGUGCUGCGGCGGGCAGCGCUGGUGCUGCUGGAGAGCCAGGUGCCUCCACCCGUCAUACAGAGCGUGCUGAAGCACCUCCUCGCAUUCAUCAACGUGCGCGUCUUCAACAGGUGUGUGGCGCUCAGCUAUGCGCUUAUGCUCAACAGUUGCCUCAUGGUGCGCAGCACGUGGUGCCCGUGCACGCACAGCAUCGGCAAGCUACUGUGUGACGCGCUCUCGCUGCUCAACGUCUUCCUGGAAGAGCUCCCUGAGGUGCUCUGGGAGCCAUUGCAUGCACACAGAGGAACGGGGAUGGAUGGAGGGGAGGGGGAGGAUGGGAGAAGUGGAGGGGAGGAGGGAGGAGAGGAGGGGGGUGAGGGGGAGGGGAGUGAGGAGGAGGAGGAGGAUGCGGGGCAGGCGAAUGUGUGGCGCCACUUGAGGCAUCUGCAGCAAGCCGCUAUGGAGCACAAGCCGUCGUGCUCGCUGCAGCACCUGCGCUCGCUGUGCCCGGAUCUAAACGCGAACCAGCUGGUGCACCUGUGCGUGUGGUACCAGGACGACUGCUACAGCACGCAGGGGCUGCCCGCUGCUGUGGUGGAUCAGCUGUGGGGGGAGGUGGACGAACGCACACCCAUGCUGCUUCAAGAAAGCCCCAGGUGGGUGGUGCAGUGCGGUGGAGUAAUUCUCCUUCUUCCACCACCCAUUUCACCACACAUGCCCCAACCUCACAUGCCCGCCCGCACCUCACAUGCCCCAACCUCACAUGCCCGCACCUCACAUGCCCCAACCUCACAUAUCCGCACCUCACAUGCCCCAACCUCACAUGCCCGCACCUCACAUGCUCCCAUCCCACCUGGCCCCAUCCCACGCACCCAUGCACAUACCCAUGCAGGUGUAGUCUCUGCUCUCUCACCAACAAGGGCAGAGUCCUCAUCUCAUCUCACUGCCUCCCCAGAGCUGCAGCUCGCUCGUGAGCAUAGCGGACAGCACGGAGUGGUUUCCUUCAUGCAAACCCACCCCGUCCUCACAUGCACACACCCUCAUGCCCACACCGCACGUGCUCAAACCCCCUGCCCACCGGUGCAGGUCUCCUGUGAGCAUAGCGGACAGCACCGAGUGGUUUCCCUCCAUCCACCACACUCCCAAAAUGUCCCCUCCCCACACUCCCUUCUUGCCGUGCUCUCAUGCAUACGCCCUUCUCUUACUGCCUCCCAUGCACGUCGCCUGUCGCCUGUGAGCAUAGCAGACAGCACGGAGUGGUUCCCCUUCAUCCACCACGACGCUGCCAACCCUCAGUUCCCCGCCUUCCUGCGCUCGCUGCUGCUCAAGCGCUCUGCCUCCUCCGCCACGCGCUCCUCCUUGCACACCCCCGCCAGCAGCACCGACAGCCACCUGCUGCCCCACAGCACCCCGCUCCUCGGCCCACAGUUGCAUGGCUUACAGUCACAUGGGGUGCAGUCACAUGGGGUGCAGUCACAUGGGGUGCAGUCACAUGGGGUGCAGUCACAUGGGGUGCAGUCACAUGGGGUGCAGUCACAUGGGGUGCAGUCACAUGGCAUUCAGUCACAUGGCAUUCAGUCACAUUUAGUCAAGUACCACUGCAGUGCAAUCCACUCAUGCUGCCUGCUGUCGCUGCCUCUGUCUCUUCCUGCUGCCUCUGCCUGGUGCCUCUGCUUGCUGCCUCUGCUUUCUGCAUCUGCUUGCUGUCUCUGCCUGUGCCUCUUCCUGCUGCCUCUUCCUGCUGCCUCUUCCUGCUGCCUCUUCCUGCUGCCCCGUCCUGCUGCCUCUGCCUGCUGCCUCUGUCUCUUCCUGCUGCCUCUGCUUGCUGCCUCUGCUUGCUGCCUCUGCUUGCUGUCUCAGCUUGCUGCUUCUGCCUGUCCCUUUUCCUGUUGUCUCCGUCUGCUGCCUCUGCUUGCUGUCUCUGUCUGCUGCUUUGCUUGCUGUCUCUGUCUGCUGCUUUGCUUGCUGUCUCUUCCUGCUGUCUCUGCUUGCUGCCGCCGCCUGUGCCUCUCCCUUCCCCCUCUGCUUGCUGUCUCUGCGUGCUGUCUCUGCGUGCUGCCUCUGCUUGGUGGCUCAGCUUGCUGCCUCUGCCUGUCCCUCUUCCUGUUGUCUCUGCCUGCUGCCUCUGCUUGCUGCCGCUGCUUGCCGUCUCUUCCUGCUGCCUCUGCUCGCUGCCUCUUCCUGCUGUCCCUGCUUGAUGUCUCUGCUUCCUGUCUCUGCCUGCUGCCUCUGCAUGCUGUCUCUGCCUGCUGCCUCUGCGUGCUGUCUCUGCCUGCUGCCUCUGCAGCAAGCAAUCCCUCUGUGUUGGGUGCUGCAGCAAUCUCUCCGUGUUGGAUGCAGCAGCAAGGGGAGAGCGUACGGUCGGAUUGCGCGGUCCACAGCGGGUUGGGCAGCAUGGCGCUGGAUGGCUUGAGCAACAACAGCAGGGUGGGUGAGGUGGGGGAGGUGGCCGUGU